This is a messenger RNA of Drosophila subobscura, 1478 nucleotides long. RefSeq lists its product as uncharacterized. Gene Ontology annotation, molecular function: sequence-specific DNA binding. The transcript is spliced from 3 exons. NCBI's taxonomy places the organism in Eukaryota, Metazoa, Arthropoda, Insecta, Diptera, Drosophilidae. The record is from RefSeq and is a predicted model, not a curated record. Bases 62 to 739 code for a protein of 225 amino acids.
UUCAUUUUGAUACAAGUAAAUAAAAAUUGUUAUUGCAAAAUCAACUCCAAUCCACGACAAAAUGCGUUGUGCUGUUAGAAAUUGUGGAAAUAACAAUGAAAAAGAAAACAAAAGGAAGUGGCGCUACUUUCGCUUUCCGAAAUAUAAUCCCCAGCUUGUAAAAUGGAUCGAGUUUUGCGACCGGGAUGCAUUGAACCCCUUGACAGCCUGCAUUUGCAACGUGCACUUCAAGUCGGAAGAUUUCGAAAGGAAUAUGCAAUACGAGUUUGGAUUCAGUCAAAAGAAUCCAACAAUACUAAAGACUGGCUCAUGUCCCACACUCAAGCGCCCCGAAACGUUGACAAAGUCGCCCAUGAAAAAGAGGCGCUGCGUAAAAAGAAAGGAAAUCAGCAAUGUGCAGCAAGAAGUGGAAGUGGAGCUGUGCGACUUUACCACUGACUUGGAAGACCUGGAUGAGAGCUCGACCAGCGUGAUACAAGCUAAUGAAACGGACUGUGCGGAAGACCAAAUACAUUACCAGCUAGAAUUUGUGGAAGCCAACGCAAACUCCAUGGACGAGGUGGAGAUAAUUGAUACAGAAGAUGCCACUUAUGUACGACAUUUGGAGCAUGAAGUGACCUCCCUGCGGCGUGAAGUUUUCAAUCUCAAAGAUGAACGCAAGAAGCUACUCGAUGUAAUUCAAAACCUUAAGGAAACAAUUCGUGGAAAUUCUCUGCUGCGGAAAGAAUCAGCGGAUUAAACAGAGAUUAAACGUAAAGCAGCACGCUCGACUGAUUAGAUGUAAAACCCAAAUUUAAGAAACUCAAAUAACUACAUUUAGUUUAAUCAGUGCAUUAAAAGUUACUAUUAUGUAUUAAUGUUUAAAAAGAAGGCCUCCUCAUAGGUUGCCAGGCUUUCAAUUUAAUUUUAAACUAGGAAAUAACUAUAAGAUACUAUUUUAAGGGACAGUAAACAAAUAUUAAAGACACAAACAACAUUAGAUCCGGUUCGCUGGAAAUUCUUUAUCUGAAGCCCUAACCUACCUACUUACGCGCAUAUUUUCCUUGCUAUCAGCAUAGGUGUUUUCCCUGAAAAUUUCCAGCUCUGCCCGCGGCUAUCUUUUCCAUGGAAUUCCACGUUGUAGCAAUGGCAAUUUCUCCAAGGUCAAAGUCAUUAGAAAGGCAAUAUCCUUUUUAAUAUUUAUCGCUACCUGCGGAUGUACGAGUGCUGAGGUAUAAAAGCGAAUGUGCUGCCUCUAGUCGACCUGCACUGCAAGCGUUGAGUUCUAACCGUCAACAUCCAUCCCGGACUGAACCGACGCGAUGGCAGCUACUGGCAACAGCUACUACCCACGCCGAAACUCUGCAGAGCCUGAUGUGCAGCUGACGAGGACUAGGACCAACCCAGCCAACAUGGAAUCAACAACUCCAGAACUUCAAACCACGCUUGGCGCUUGCAGUGUCAGCCAACUAGCAAAAAUUAAAUAAUUGUAAAUUAUA